Girardinichthys multiradiatus is the source of this 2688-nucleotide messenger RNA. RefSeq names its product angiopoietin-related protein 3-like. The transcript is spliced from 7 exons. Gene Ontology annotation, biological process: cholesterol homeostasis; phospholipid catabolic process; triglyceride homeostasis. The record is from RefSeq and is a predicted model, not a curated record. NCBI's taxonomy places the organism in Eukaryota, Metazoa, Chordata, Actinopteri, Cyprinodontiformes, Goodeidae. Bases 168 to 1610 code for a protein of 480 amino acids.
AACAAUCUUUAACUUGUUUUGCUCAACUUAAAUGCUGUUAUAUUGAUCAGGAUUAAUCAUUGACCUGAUCCCAGAUAGAGGAUAAAGCAAUGAAUUUUCACCCAGUGGCUCUUUGUCCGACAAGCAAGCUGAUACCUUGACAUCUCGUACAAACGACAGUGGAAAACAUGAGAAUAACAGCAGUUACUAUAUAUUUUUUCCUGGUCGUUGCUUCUGUCCUUGUCUUCUGUAACACCAGUGAGCCUCCAGUCUUCCACCUCGAAGCUCCACCUGAAUCACGCUCUCUGUUUGCUCCUCUGGAUGAUGUGCGUCUCCUCUCCAAUGGCCUCCUGCAGCUCGGCCAGAGUAUGCGGGAGUUUGUGCAAAAGACAAAGGGACAGAUCAACACCAUCUUCCAGAAGCUGAACAUUUUUGAUCGCUCCUUCAUCCAGCUGUCAACACUGGCCGGUGAGAUCAAGGAGGGGGAGGAGGAGCUGAAACAAACUACUGUGGUCCUAAACACACACAAUGAAGAAAUCAAGGAACUGUCUGAGAAAAUCAGCUCUAAGAUGGAGAGCAUACUGCAGGAGAAGAACCAACUUCUGAACAAAGUGAAUAGCCUGGAGGAGAAACUGAGCAGACUGUCCGUGGGCCUGUUGACAAUCACGCAGGUAGCAGAGAUCAACAGCCUCAGAGAAGUAAUCCAGCGCCAGGAGCAAAGCAUUGCUAACCUUUUGGAAGCUAUGGUGGAACAAGGCAGACAUCUGAACCACCAGACCAGGAAGAUCAAGCUUCUGGAGGAAAAGCUAGCAGCCAACACGUCAGCGCAGGAGACCUUUGAGAAGAUGGCAGAGAUCUCCAAGUCUGCACUGCCAACACCCACCCCUUAUCUGACCUCAGGCAACAGCAGCACCACAAUGAUGUCAGAUUUCCCAUCAGACUGCAGCGAACUGUUUGACAGAGGGGAACGGGCAAACGGAAUCUAUGCCAUCAAACCCAAUGGAUCGGAACCCUUCAUGGCCAUUUGUGAUAUGAGCAGAGGCCAUGGAGCGACAGUAAUCCAGCAAAGGAGAGAUGGUUCAAUCAAUUUUGAUGAACCAUGGGAAAAGUAUGAAAAUGGAUUUGGAGAUUUGCAAUGUGAGUUUUGGCUGGGUUUAAAGAAAAUCCGCUCUCUGGCCUCUCAGGGUAAUUCUGUCCUUCACAUUCAGCUGGAAGACUGGAAGCAGAACAGACACUCUAUCGAAUACAGAUUUUAUCUCGAAGGUCCAGAGAGUAAUUAUGCCAUACGACUCAUUCAUCUGUCUGGAAGUCUACCCAACACCAUGAGCAACCACACAGGAGUGAUGUUUUCCACCAGGGACAGAGACAAUGGCAGCCACUGGGCAUCCACAUGUGUCCACCCCCACUCAGGUGGAUGGUGGUUCAGCUCCUGUGGAGACACCAACCUUAAUGAGAAAUACUUGCGCAUGAGAGCCAAUGGGCGCUCAGAGCGCAGGAGAGGGAUCCAGUGGAAGUCAGGACGAAAGGUGUUUUACUCCUUCAUGGUCACCCAGAUCUCCAUCUGUCCUGCGGGCUCCAUCAGCCCCACCUACCCAGCAUCAGCCACGUCUGAAGCUACUGUUAAUCUCUGAUCCAACACCUGCUAUCACUAGCGGUUACACUCAUUUUAAACGGUAAUGAAAUAACAGCCCCUUUUAUGGAAGCCUUUUCAGUCAGUGCCUUAUUUGGUUAGCUGUAGUUUCAGGGAUUUGGAGCAUCAUAAGCAUGUCUCAGUACCAAUAGAUUAAAUCUAGUAAUACAAGGCAUGCAUUGCUUUGUGUUUAAAACACAGUCCAAUGAAUCACUCUAUGCCUUUACUACUGAGCUUUGUUUCAGAGCAUUAAAACCUUUUGUUAAGAUGCUUUUAGCAAGAGGCAAUGGAUUUAUGACUGAAGAUGUUGGACAUCACAUGGAAGAAAUCACAAAAGGCAACCUAAUUUAUGUUGUUCAUAAUGACUCUUGAUAUACUUUCCAACAUUUAGACCCAGAAAAAGUGUUUUGCUUAUCAGUUUUUAAUGCUGUUGUUAAACCCGUCUUCGUCGUCCACUGACCAUAUUGUCAUAAAGCAACACUCUGCAUUAACAUAGAAGUAUCAGUCGGCUGCCCAUGUGAACAAAUAGAGUGACGGUAGAACUGGAAUGUGUUGUGAAGAAUAGCUGCUGCAAUAUGCCUAAAAUAAAGAACAAGACUGUUUAAAAUCAUAGUCUGUAUCAAAAAAAGGAAAUUUACAUAUAAUUUAUACCUGUAAGUUCUUACCGUGAUCUAAUGUCACACCUUUCUGAACCCCUUUUAAGAUGUUCUUACAGUCGGUUUGCCAGCUAUGUGGUGUUAUGUUUCCAUGUUGCAAAAACUUCUUAAGGUGUUCAACACAUUACAGUUGCAGCAUUAAACCUGAAUAAAUGUGUGCAUAAUGUUAUUCCACAUGGUUUUCAUAAAACAAAUCUAAGAUUAAUUGAUUUGAAUUGAUUGAUUUCCUUAAAAACACGUUGCCCUGUUUAUGUAAAAUCUUAACUUCUUGUUGUACAUUGACACUGCUUUCAAGAUUACCUUUUCCUGAUACCUAUAUUGAAUCAGAAAACCUAUCCAUUCUCAAAAGAAAAAGAAAAUGUACCACUUUAAUUUCUAGGGUUUUACAUUUUAUUGCAUAAUAAAAAUAAUUUUUCUUUUCCA